AUGGUGGUCAUGGCAGACAUGCAAGGGCCAGCUGCGGGAGCAACAACGCGCGUCGCCGUCUCCCUCCUCCUCCUGAUAAGCCUCACCGGCGGGAGCCCACCGCCGGACCCGGUGUCCUGCACCCGCGGCACGUCCGACUGCACGGUGACGAGCACGUACGGGUCGUUCCCGGACCGCACCAUCUGCCGGGCGGCGAACGCGACGUUCCCGCGGACCGAGCAGGAGCUGGUGGCGGCGGUGGCAUCGGCGGCGGCGGCUCGGCGCAAGGUGAAGGUGGCCACCAGCCACUCGCACAGCUUCCCGAAGCUGGCGUGCCCGGGCGGGCGCGACGGCACCAUCAUCAGCACGGAGCGGCUGAACGCGACGGUGCGCGUGGACGCGGCGCGCCGGCUCCUGACGGUGGAGAGCGGCAUGCUGCUGCGCGACCUCGUCAGGGUAGCCGCCGACAACGGCCUGGCGCUGCCGCACUCGCCCUACUGGUACGGCCUCACCGUCGGCGGCAUGCUGGCCACCGGCGCGCACGGCAGCUCGCUGUGGGGCAAGGGUAGCGCCGUGCACGAGUACGUGGUCGGGAUCAGGAUCGUCACGCCUGCCCCGGCCUCCCAGGGCUUCGCCGUCGUUAGGGAACUCGCUGCCGGUGACCCCGACCUCGACGCCGCCAAGGUCUCCCUCGGCGUCCUCGGCGUCAUCUCUCAGGUCACUUUUGAGCUGCAGCCGCAGUUCAAGCGGUCGGUGACGUUCGUGACCCGCGACGACAAGGACAUGGCGGAGAAGCUGGCAGUGUGGGGCGACCUCCACGAGUUCGGCGACGUGGCAUGGCUGCCGCGGCAGGGCAAGGCCAUCUACCGGGAGGACGACCGCGUCGACGUCUCCACCCCCGGCAACGGCCUGAACAACUACAUCGGCUUCCGCGCGCAGCCGACGCUGGGCCUUCUCACCGCCAGAAAAGCCGAGGAGCGGCUGGAGGAGAACGGCACCGACGUGGCGCGGUGCCUGGCGGCGCGUCUCCCCGCGGCGACGUUCGAGCUGCAGGCGUACGGGUUCACCAACGACGGCGUGUUCUUCACGGGGUACCCGGUAGUGGGGUUCCAGCACCGGAUCCAGGCGUCGGGGACGUGCAUCAACGGCGGCGACGACGGGCUCCUCUCCGCCUGCACGUGGGACUCCCGCAUCCGUGGGCCUUUCUUCUACCAGUCUGGCUUCAGCGUCGCCAUGUCCAUGGUCACCGCCUUCGUCGCCGACGUGCAGCGGCUGCGCGACCUCAACCCGCGCGCCUUCUGCGGGAUGGACGCCAAGAUGGGCGUGCUGAUGCGCUACGUGAGGCGCUCGUCGGCGUACCUCGGCAAGGCGGAGGACUCGCUGGACUUCGACGUCACCUACUACCGGAGCUACGACGAGGGCGUCCCGCGCGCGCACGCCGACGUCUACGACGAGCUCGAGCAGAUGGGGCUGAGGAAGUACGGCGCGCUCCCGCACUGGGGCAAGAACCGCAACUUCGCCUUCGACGGCGCCAUCGCCAGGUACCCCGGCGCGGCGAGGUUCCUGGAGGUGAAGGACAGGUACGACCCGGAUGGCAUCUUCUCCAGCGAGUGGAGCGACCAGGUGCUCGGCAUCAGGGGCAGCCCCAACAUCGUCGGGCCGCGGUGCGCCAUCGAGGGCCUCUGCGUCUGCUCCGACGACGAGCACUGCGCGCCGGAGCAGGGGUACUUCUGCCGCCCCGGGAAGGUGUACACGGAGGCCCGGGUCUGCGUGUUUGAACAACGCACACGACUCGUCGACGAGCUGUGA
Molecule: messenger RNA, 1788 nt
Organism: Miscanthus lutarioriparius
Lineage: Eukaryota; Viridiplantae; Streptophyta; Magnoliopsida; Poales; Poaceae
Source: the annotation of a GenBank genome assembly